Cyanistes caeruleus (blue tit) is the source of this 8324-nucleotide messenger RNA. NCBI's taxonomy places the organism in Eukaryota, Metazoa, Chordata, Aves, Passeriformes, Paridae. The record is from RefSeq and is a predicted model, not a curated record.
UUGUUUGUUUUGACUGGGGGCUUUUUAUUUUUAUUACUCUCCUUAUCCUUCCCCGCUGAGCAGCAGCGGCGGCGGCAGCAGCAAUAUGGCUGGUGAUGGGCUUUUUGGGGGGCGCUGGCGGCGGGAGGAGCUCUCGGAAGCCCCUGCGCGCCCGGCUCGCUGUUAGCUAUGGCAAAUGGCAGCGGCGGCGGCUCCUACCCGGGCGGCAGCGGCAGCGGCAUUAGAAUGAGUAACAAUAUCAACGCCAACAAUCUCAACACAGACUCGUCCUCCUCCCCCGUCAAUGUGCCCAAGAUGGAUGCGCUCAUCAUCCCGGUGACCAUGGAGGUGCCCUGCGAUAGCCGCGGACAGCGCAUGUGGUGGGCUUUCCUCGCCUCAUCCAUGGUUACUUUCUUUGGGGGACUGUUUAUCAUCCUGCUGUGGAGGACCCUCAAGUACCUGUGGACUGUCUGCUGCCACUGCGGGGUCAAAAACAAGGAGGCCCAGAAGAUCAAUGGUGGUGGAGAUACACAGGCAGAUGGAGCCUGCAAACCAACAGAUGAAAAAGAGGAGAAUGUGGCAGCAGAAGUGGGAUGGAUGACGUCUGUGAAGGAUUGGGCAGGAGUCAUGAUAUCUGCCCAGACAUUAACUGGCAGAGUACUUGUUGUCUUAGUCUUCGCUCUUAGUAUUGGUGCUCUUGUAAUAUACUUCAUAGAUUCAUCAAAGAGCCGUACAGCAGACUCAUUGAUCCCAAUAGAAUCCUGCCAGAAUUUCUACAAAGAUUUCACAUUACAGAUCGACAUGGCUUUCAAUGUGUUCUUCCUACUCUACUUUGGCUUGCGUUUUAUAGCAGCCAAUGACAAGCUAUGGUUUUGGCUAGAAGUUAACUCAGUGGUAGAUUUCUUCACGGUCCCUCCAGUAUUUGUGUCAGUAUAUUUAAACAGAAGUUGGCUUGGUUUAAGGUUUUUAAGAGCCCUUAGACUGAUACAGUUCUCAGAAAUCUUGCAGUUUCUGAAUAUACUUAAAACAAGUAAUUCCAUCAAGCUAGUGAAUCUGUGCUCUAUAUUUAUCAGCACGUGGCUGACAGCAGCUGGGUUCAUACAUUUGGUGGAGAACUCAGGGGAUCCAUGGGAAAAUUUCCAAAAUAAUCAACCGCUAACAUAUUGGGAAUGUGUUUAUUUGCUGAUGGUUACAAUGUCCACUGUUGGCUACGGAGAUGUUUAUGCAAAAACAACCCUUGGUCGCCUUUUCAUGGUCUUCUUCAUCCUUGGGGGACUGGCCAUGUUUGCCAGCUACGUCCCUGAAAUCAUAGAGUUAAUAGGAAACCGCAAGAAAUAUGGUGGUUCCUAUAGUGCGGUUAGUGGAAGAAAGCACAUAGUUGUCUGUGGUCACAUAACACUUGAAAGUGUGUCGAACUUCCUGAAGGACUUCCUGCACAAGGAUAGGGACGAUGUCAAUGUAGAAAUCGUCUUUCUGCAUAAUAUCUCCCCUAACCUUGAGCUGGAAGCUCUUUUUAAACGACACUUCACUCAGGUGGAAUUUUAUCAGGGUUCAGUCCUUAAUCCCCAUGACCUGGCAAGAGUGAAGAUAGAGUCAGCAGACGCGUGCCUAAUCCUUGCCAAUAAAUACUGCGCUGACCCAGAUGCUGAAGAUGCCUCCAAUAUUAUGAGAGUUAUUUCCAUAAAGAAUUAUCAUCCGAAGAUAAGAAUUAUCACUCAGAUGUUGCAGUACCACAAUAAGGCCCAUCUACUAAAUAUCCCAAGCUGGAACUGGAAAGAAGGGGAUGAUGCAAUCUGUCUUGCUGAGCUGAAGCUGGGUUUCAUAGCCCAGAGCUGCCUGGCACCGGGCCUUUCAACAAUGUUAGCCAACCUCUUCUCUAUGAGGUCAUUCAUAAAGAUUGAGGAGGAUACGUGGCAGAAAUACUACCUGGAAGGAGUUGCAAAUGAAAUGUAUACAGAAUAUCUGUCUAGUGCCUUUGUGGGUUUGUCCUUCCCUGCAGUUUGUGAACUGGUGUUUGCGAAACUAAAGCUCUUAAUGAUAGCCAUAGAAUACAAGUCGGAAAAGCGCGAAAGCAGAAGCCGAAAGCGUAUAUUAAUCAAUCCUGGAAACCACGUCAAGAUUCAAGAAGGUACCUUAGGAUUCUUCAUUGCAAGUGAUGCCAAAGAAGUAAAAAGGGCAUAUUUUUACUGCAAGGCCUGUCAUGAUGACAUCACGGAUCCAAAAAGGAUAAAAAAAUGUGGCUGCAAACGGCUAGCCACAAGGAGAGCAAAGCACAUGGAAAGCAUGCCUGAUGUGGAAGGAAUGUAUGCAUUGCCUAACAUAUUGGAAAAAAAUUGUUCAAGAACAGUUUAUCCAUGUGAGAAUGUGACCUUUGAACUGCUGCCAAAGCCAAUGAGUCUGCUGAUUGAAGAUGAGCAGCCGUCGACACUAUCACCCAAAAAAAAGCAGCGAAAUGGAGGCAUGCGAAAUUCACCCAACUCCUCACCCAAACUGAUGAGGCAUGACCCCUUGUUAAUUCCUGGCAACGAGCAGAUUGACAAUAUGGAUGCCAACGUGAAAAAAUAUGAUUCUACAGGGAUGUUUCAUUGGUGUCCAGCCAAAGACAUUGAAAAGGUCAUUUUGACUCGAAGUGAAGCAGCGAUGACAGUUUUAAGUGGGCAUGUAGUCGUUUGCAUAUUUGGGGAUGUUAAAUCUGCUUUGAUUGGAUUAAGAAAUUUAGUGAUGCCAUUACGAGCCAGCAACUUUCACUACCAUGAACUCAAGCAUAUUGUGUUUGUGGGUUCACUUGAAUACCUGAGAAGGGAAUGGGAGACACUGCAUAACUUCCCCAAGGUUUCAAUCUUGCCUGGUACACCAUUAAGUCGGGCUGAUUUAAGGGCUGUCAACAUCAACCUCUGCGACAUGUGCGUUAUCCUGUCAGCCAAUCAGAAUAAUAUUGAUGAUGCUUCGCUGCAGGACAAGGAAUGCAUCUUGGCGUCACUCAACAUCAAAUCUAUGCAGUUUGAUGACAGCAUUGGGGUCUUGCAGGCUAAUUCCCAAGGCUUUACACCCCCUGGGAUGGAUAGGACAUCUCCAGACAACAGUCCAGUGCAUGGCCUUUUACGUCAACCCUCCAUUACAACAGGAGCCAACAUCCCUAUCAUAACAGAGCUAGCUAAGCCUGGCAAACUUCUGCCUUUGGUUUCAAUCAGUCAGGAAAAAAACAGUGGAACCCACAUUCUAAUGAUAACUGAACUGGUAAAUGAUUCAAAUGUUCAGUUCUUGGACCAAGAUGAUGAUGAUGAUCCCGACACAGAACUGUACCUCACGCAGCCCUUUGCAUGUGGAACCGCAUUUGCUGUCAGCGUGCUGGACUCUCUCAUGAGCGCAACAUACUUCAAUGACAAUAUCCUCACACUGAUACGGACAUUGGUAACAGGAGGAGCCACACCAGAGCUGGAAGCACUGAUUGCUGAGGAAAAUGCAUUGAGAGGAGGUUACAGCACGCCCCAGACACUUGCAAACAGGGACAGGUGUCGAGUUGCUCAGUUGGCUUUGUAUGAUGGGCCAUUUGCAGACCUAGGGGAUGGAGGAUGUUAUGGAGAUCUAUUCUGUAAAGCACUGAAAACAUACAAUAUGCUUUGCUUUGGAAUUUAUCGAUUAAGGGAUGCACAUCUAAGUACUCCCAGCCAAUGCACUAAACGUUACGUUAUCACAAACCCACCAUACGAAUUUGAGCUCGUGCCGACGGACUUGAUCUUCUGUUUGAUGCAAUUUGACCACAACGCUGGCCAGUCCCGAGCCAGUCUCUCUCAUUCCUCCCAUUCCUCCUACUCUUCCAGCAAGAAGAGCUCAUCAGUUCACUCCAUCCCGUCAACAGCAAACCGACCGAACCGCACCAAGACCAGGGAUUCCCGGGACAAACAGAAUGCAACAAGGAUGAAUAGAAUGGGCCAAGCAGAAAAGAAAUGGUUUACAGAUGAGCCGGAUAAUGCCUAUCCCAGAAACAUUCAAAUCAAGCCCAUGAGCACUCACAUGGCCAAUCAGAUCAAUCAAUAUAAAUCGACAAGCAGCUUGAUACCACCAAUACGAGAAGUUGAAGAUGAAUGUUGACUCCUUCGAAGCCAGAACUAUUUUUUUAAAGCCUGACAAACUUCAUGAAUGGUGAUGUGACAUUUAUUCCUCUUACUUGCUGAACCACUGAUGGAGAAGUUAAGAAGGGCACGCUUAAUGGGAAAAUAAAGUAGACAGAUCUUUGUUUGUCUGCCUUUAAUAUUGCUUCCACGUAUUUUGGAAACUAUUUCAUUUAUAAAUGAACAUAAUCAAAACUAGUCAUGUAUAGCCUCUAGCAUUUUAAAUUAUUUUUAUUUAUUAGAAAAAAUAUAUUUUUCUUUUUUUUUUUUUUUCAUUGUUAAGUAUUUUCCCUUAAAAAAACAGCAUAUGUGGCCAGACUCCUAAGAAUUAAAAAUCCCAACAAACCCUCAGUCUUUGGCUUAAAGGAGAAUGAUGGUCACAGUUAUAAGGAUAUGUAAUUAAGGGAGACAAAUGAUAUAUUUACAAAAAGGAAAAAAAAGGUCCAACUUGUAUUUUAGUAAAUCAAAAAAAAAAAAGAAGAAAAAAAAACCAACAACACUUCACCAAAAUGUUUCUUUAUCAGAAGAUGUGUAUUUUGUUCAGCAUUGACACCAGCUCUUAAUAAAUUGAACUUAUUUAUUUUCAGAGUUGAAAGUCAUAUUUUUGUACAUGUAACAUUCUUCUGAAAUAUUCUUUGUUUUAUAUAGCUCAUCUUGACUGCCAGUUACCUGAAGGUCCAGUGACGCCCCCACUGUCCCCUGCCCCUUCUCACGGUCCCACACACAGAAACCCCUGGGGAACGCUCUGUCACACAGGCACAGGGAAUGUCACCACCCCAGCCAAGGGCAUGGAUGGAAGGGGCAGCUGCUGGAAAUGGCAGAUCUGGCAAUUGCAUUUCCCACUAGCCAUCAGCAGUUGCGAAUUUCAGGAAGGCAAGCUUGGCAAUUCUUCUUUUGCCAUGUGCUUUGGUCCAGAGUGGAUGCAAUGGUGCAUGGAAGUGUAUAAACCAUCUCACCUACCACGUGUUGUUCCUUCCUUACUUCAGAAGUGCUGAUGGCCUUUCAUUGCCCUGAGAUGGUACAAAUUCUUCCUGAUAUCUAUAGAGAUGGAGCUCCAGGUCCUUGCAUUUCGGUGACAGCUCAUACCCUGGUAAAGGGCACACUGAAUCUCCUUUUGGUGAAUUCAGGAUAAAAAACUGGUUUAGCCUCAGCUCUACAAUCUCACAAUGUGCUGUCCUCAGUUAAUUCCAACAAUAAGCAACAUUUUAUUUUAGCAGUUGUUUUUCUGGUUUUUUGUUUGGUUUUUUUUUCUUUUAUUUAUUUUUACUUUGCUGGGACACCACACACAAAAGAACAGUAAUAACCAAAUCAAAAUAAUAAAAGUGAUGAAUGUAUUUAUUAUGAUGACAUACAAAAGGCCUUUGAUGGGUGCCUUUUGUGUCAGCAGUUUCACAAAGUUGCCAACAAGCUUUAUAGCCAUCAGACAAAAAUGUGAUGUUUCAUAUCUGUGCUGCAGUAUCUACCCAACCAAGCAUUUAUGUUCUGAAUGAUUUAGUAACUAACUCUAUCUCAAAUAAGCAACAUCUGACACAAUUGUGUGGAAAAAAAAAAGGAAAGGCUGUAAUAAUAUGGAAACAAGAACCAAAACUGCAAAACCAGAGUCAUCAGGAAAAACAGAUUUUCAUUGUGCAAGUCAACUUUAGGCUUUGUAAUUUUGCAGAAUUGUUAAACACCACAAUUAAACAUACAGUGGUAUUUUUAUCAUUAGAGAAAUAUCAGUGAAUCAAACAAAUACAAAGCAGACGAUGAAUUUAUUGUGAAAACAAUGAUGUCCACUAUAUAAUCCAACAUUUAAGCCAAACUAUCUCAGCUUUAAUGUUUGUCCACUGGCUGCAGUACAAGUAUAACCAUACUAACACCUAAUAGGCUUUAUUCUGGAGUGACUUCUUGGACUGUGACUAUUUUGUUGUUACAUUUUGUAGAAUAAAUAUUUAAAGACAAUAACAAGAAUUGUUAAUACAGUAUCUGUAAAAUUGGAUUGUUUAAAAUACUUCACUCUCCUACAGAGUAACAAAACAAUACAAGCAGUUUUUCAUUAUUAUUUAGAUCCAUGUUUAAUGCAUUUCACAGUCCUGAAAAGAGAAGAUAAUUCCAGUGAGUUCUUCCAACAUAUGCUGCUUCAGCUAGUGACACGCUAUAAUUUACAUCCAGUUUCUGCAUUGGGUCAUGUUAAGCCUUUUCUUUGAGGUCAGUGCUCCUUUUUCAUUUAUGAACUGCAUUCAUGUUAAAACCAGAAUAAAAAAAGCUGGUCCUGAGUACUGGAGAAUUUUAGAAAUUUGUUAUUCAACCUCACCAAAAGUAUAUGAAUUUUAAUUUUUUUCCUGAAAAGAUUAGUGUUUACUCUAGGGGCAUAGAACAUUAUAUCUUAUACCUUAUCAUAUACAGUGCCACUUCUGUGUGUCCUUCCUUCAGAAGGGAGCAUCACUGGGUAAAACAUAAUGAUGAAUCAAAUACAGCAGCCCUACACAGCUAAGGUUUGUGUGUCUCUGUCCAGUUUAACUGUCACACCCCAAAAUCCCGGGCUACUGCUGUAAAUAAAGGUCAAGACCUGAACACACUCCCGAGCUCUUCUGGCACAGAUAGCUCCAUAUGCAGGGGUUGGUAGAACAACACCCAUAGAGAGCAAACAAGACAGACAGAAACAGGCAGAGCUAUGGGUCUACACUUCACAUUUCUAGAAAAGCCAAAAUCAGUAGUAUUGUCUUAGUCCUGUUUUUGAUAAUCAGAGAUGCAGAACUGAUGUUUGGAAAGUAGGCUGAGGAACAGAUAGAAAACCUGUUGAGGAUCUUUGAUAUUCAGCCAUUAUAAAUUACAAUGUGGCCAGCACCUUGGAUAUAUAUGGAUAUAUGAAUUUACAUCAAAGCUGGGAAAAUGCUGGGAAAUGACAAAAUGACAGCUAAAUGACCUAAAUGACAGCUGACAGACCGCAUGAUGACUGAUAUAGAAAAAUAUUCUUGGUCUUUAUCAAUAACUUUUACCCCUUUCUCAGAAGGCAAAAAUAAAAAAAAAAAAAAAAAGCCAACAAAAAUGUGGGGUGGGGAGGAUUAGCAGUUGGUUUUGGUUUUUUUUUUAGUUGGGUUUUGUUUUGGUUUUUUUGGCAUUAAUUGCAUGCACUACUGGUACAGGUUAUAGGGUUUUUGGUAAGUCAUGUGUUGGAUAAAUAGUGUGUCUCUGUGUGUGUGUUUGCACCCAUGCAUGCACACACAUGUGUAGGGGUGUGCAUCUAUUUGAUAGAGCCAUCACAAGGAGGUGUCAUCGUUUUUAUUCUCCAUGAACUGGGGAGAAGAAAGGCACAAAAAAGUAAAGGAAGUUGGUGGCUUGCAGGGUAGCACGUGGAAGGGUUGUUUCUGGUGUUUCCACCUGGUUUGACCAAAACCCAGCCAUCCUGGUCAGUUCUAUGAGAGGUGCAGUGAUAUUUUGCUGCAGAGCCUUCUCUCCCUGCUGCAGCUGGGCUGUGUUCCUGGCCCUCCUCACACCCCUGCACUUGUGGGCUCCCACAUUCCAGGAAGUCUGCUGGCUCUCUCCAUGUCAUGGCUAUUACUUUAAUUUGUCCCCUGAAGCCCAUGAGCACUAAGAUGAAAGGGUAGAACUGUCCUCUGAUAGAUUUGGUGGCAAGUGCAGAGCACAAAAGAACUUAAGGUAUAAAGAAAAGAAAAUAUUUAUAGUCUAAAUGCAAAUUUUAACACCUCAAUGUGACUGUGUAGUUCCUUCUAAAAUAGUAAGUAUAUGAUGUAUUUUUUAAUAGGAAAAAACAAGAUGAAAACAUUUCCUUGUACUUUUUAAAAGCAUUCUAAAGCUGUCACUGACAUUUUAAUGCUUUGUCUUUCAAAUCAGCAUUGAUGGGCCAGCAGUAGGGAACACAUGGGACAGAAAGUACAAACCCCUUGAUCUGGGCCAGGCAUGGUCAGCUGGAUGUGAAAAAAGAGAAAUGGCCUCAGCAAAAGGAGAGAAAGGGCAGAUGUAGUUUGCAAGCCAAGUACAGGACACACUGCAAAAGCAUUGGCCUUUUAUUAUACAUUGGUGGGUGGUGGUGGUGGAUGAGGUUGGCUAUUUUUGGCCAGCAAAAGGAAGCUUUUGCAUUUCUUAAACUCUUAUGUAGUAGAAGGAGAAAGUACAAUAGUGUGUUCUCAUUCAGGUUUUGCUGGGUGUGUGUGUGUCUAAACUACAGCUAACAACUACUGCAAUAACUGGUUGCAUAAACUGAUGCAUAAACAUACAUGACAAAAAAAAAAA